Messenger RNA from Micromonas pusilla CCMP1545, 1684 nucleotides. RefSeq lists its product as uncharacterized. The record is from RefSeq and is a predicted model, not a curated record. The transcript has 3 exons. NCBI's taxonomy places the organism in Eukaryota, Viridiplantae, Chlorophyta, Mamiellophyceae, Mamiellales, Mamiellaceae. Bases 1 to 1647 code for a protein of 548 amino acids.
AUGGGGCCGAUCCCGACGCUUCCGCGAUCUCAACACCCUCUCGCGCCAUCAUCAUGGCGCCGGCGGACGCCGUUGCGCGUCGGCUUCCUCUUCGCGCUCGUGAUGUGCGGCGCAGUCGCCGUGCGCGUCACGAAGACGACGACGUUCCCGUUCGGCGAAGCGGUCGCGAUCGUUCGGGAACAUCGGACGGCGGCGACGACGACGCGCGUCGCGGCGUCGCGCGAGGGCGACGACGACGAAUCGCGACGAACCGCAACCGUCGCGCGACGCGCGUCCGUCGACGACGACGCCGACGACGACGCCCGCGCGCCGCCGCCGCCGCCGUCGUCGUCGCCGUCUUCGUCCGGCGAAGACUGGCUCGACGCCGCGAGAGACGGCCUGGUCCUCUCCCCGACCGCGUUCGCCGACGCGAUCGUCGCGUCGCCGAGCUCGUACCUCGUCCUCGAGCCCUCGCACGGGCUAUCGAACAGGCUUCGCGCGAUUGCGGCGGGCGCGCGGUUGGCUCGAGAGACGAAUCGAACGCUGAUCGUCGCGUCCUAUCCCGUCGGCGUCUUCAACGCGACGCUCUCGUCGCUGUUCACGACGUCGUUCCUCCGCGCGAUGCAGGGGGGCGCCGACGGGGGGCUGGGGGCGAAGCUUCUCGAGCGUUCGCCUCGCGCGGUGGGACUCGCCUUCGUCGACGCGAACCAAAUCGGCGGGUUAGAAAAAGCCGCCGCCGCGCUGUCGCUCGAUCCCGCGAACGCGAACGCGUGGACGCGCGCGGUGUACGUCAGGUCGGGGUUUGGCGUGCUGCUGAACACGAAGGAGGAGGAGGACGCGCUCCGCGACGGCGCGUUUUACGCGACGUUGGAGCCGUCGCCGGAGGUGGAGAGAUUGACGCGGGACCCGUCGCUCGGCGAUCGCGCGUUGUCCGCGAUGUCGGACGACGAGCUCGUGUCCGCGCACAUCCGCGGAGGGUUGGACUCGAAGCUUCCGAAGGCGAGUCUGGUGCCCGCGAGCGCGUCCCUCGCGAACGUCCCGGAGGAGAGCUUGGAGGCGGUCGUGUCGAAGUACUGCUGCGACUAUAUGCGGAAGAGAUGCACGCCGGAGACGUUCGCGAACGCGCUGAUGAAGAAGGCGAGCGCGCGCGUGGAAAAGAAAAAUGGAAGCGACGAGGGCGACGAGCGGAGAAACGCGACGACGACGACGACGACGAAGACGACGACCGUCUUCAUCGCCGCGGACGACGCGGACUUCGUCGCAAACAUCAACGCGCGCCUCUCCCCAAGGGAAUCGUAUCGCGUCGUGUCGUUGCGUCGACCGCCGAGCUGCGACUUUGGUUACGGCCCGGCGAGAGACGAGACGUGCAUGCGAUACGCCGUCGCGGACAUGUUUUUGCUCGCGAGAAAUCCCGGCCCGCUGAUAAAGAGCACGGGGUCUUCGUUCUCGGAUGUCGCGAUUUAUUACCGCAGAGCGCGAGGGCGCGCGAGGGACGACGCGGAGGACGGCGCGGACGCGGCGGGUCCGGGACGCGUGUCCGAAGGGUGCGCGGGAGAAAAAACGCGCGUCGCGCCGAAAUCGAAAAAAGUCGGGAAAAAAAAAACCUGGAAAGGGCUACACGUAGGUAGGCCUCGUAAGCCUAAGGUACAUAGUCUAGUAGAUACGUAGCGGUAGCACCUUCGAAGCGAUGAGGUAGCAUGUGUGU